Messenger RNA from Cyphellophora attinorum, 4197 nucleotides. RefSeq names its product DENN domain-containing protein. Gene Ontology annotation, cellular component: cytoplasmic vesicle. The record is from RefSeq and is a predicted model, not a curated record. Gene Ontology annotation, biological process: regulation of Rab protein signal transduction. Lineage: Eukaryota; Fungi; Ascomycota; Eurotiomycetes; Chaetothyriales; Cyphellophoraceae. Bases 1 to 4197 code for a protein of 1398 amino acids. The transcript is spliced from 2 exons.
AUGGCGCCAGCAGAGAAAUCGCGAGCAAUCGACACCUCAAAUCCGCCAUUAGCUGAUUAUUUCUGGAUUGCUGGCGUGGACAGCCAGCAACUUCUUGACGCCUAUAAGCCGCACCGGUGGUCCUACGAAGGUCCCGAGGCUCUUGGCGUUGGUUCUGAUCUCUCUGCCGAAGCGCCCAUACAAGAAGAUGUUGUUGCGGAAUUGGCUGCAACAUCAUCGCCGCUGCAGUCUCCCCGGACUAAUGGCCACGGACAUAAGCGGAAAGACUCGUAUCAACGAUUGUCUGACUUGUCUGGAGAAGCCCGAAGUUCCAUUCAGUCACUAGAGAAUGGCACAACGCACAGCCGCAGCAGCAGCAUGACCAUAAAGGCCGCCACGACUUCGAUCACCAAUGGCGGCGGCAACAGCGACAAGCGGAUGUCCACUGUGAUCAGCGAUCUGGACUUCGAAAAUGCCAUGCAGAAAUUUACGAAUGACCGAGAGUCGUUCUUCCUCGACCUGAACUUCAGCAACAACGCCACUACCAACAAGGCCAAGUCACGGGCGUCAAGGUCGAGACCACGCACGCAGAAGAUAGUCUCACAGGAUGUGGAACCAGUUCCAAAUGGUCUGAGUCGUCAUCUUGGUAGCGUGCGGAGACAUUUGUCGGUGAAAGACUUGUCGAGCUCGAAACGACAGCCAUCAAUGGCGCAUCGGAUGUCAACACGAACCACCAAACGAAUCAGUAGCUACAAUUCUGUUGUGCCCAGCCCCGAAGCACUUCGUUCCUCGCCAGAGCAGCACCCUUUGCGCCGAAAAUUCGAACCCGUGCUGCUCGACAGAUACCCACGUUCAAGCAUGGCUGAUGAGAUGUCGAAACGGGACCGGAUGCCAGAGUAUCUCCCUAUGUUCGCGUUCCCAAAUGAUAUAAGUAUUGUUUCUUCAGAUAGUCGACCGCACUCAACAUGGCAUGAAUUCUCCAUGACCGCCGGAGACAACACCAAAAUUCCAGCAGUGUGUAUAAUCGUAUACAUCCCGCUCAAGCGUGAGACUGCCGACGAGCUAGAGCAACGAUGCGAAGAAUGGCGACGUGCAAACAUGACCGAAGCCGAGCGAGAAAUGGCGGCGUCGCUCGCGGAAAGACUCGCAUUGGAGCGUGCGAAGCUAUCACAGUUACUCGCCAGACUUCCCUCUGUCGAAGGCGACGCGAGACAAGACCUAGAGGACGAGAUCGGUACCGUGGAAGAGAGAAUUGCGGUCAUGGCAGAUAUGCUGCGACCACUGCGCCAUGGUGCCGCAUCAAGGAUCGAUGGCUUGACAGACGAUGAUAGCACUGGACUAUGGAUACCUCGAGCAUACGGGGUUCUUGGCAAAGAUCCUUGCAUGAGCUCCUUCUUGCGACAAUGGCUACGUGCAGUCGCAGUGCCAAUGCAUGAUGGAUCCAUUCUGAGGGUGCCCGCUUCGUCCCCUCGGAUUGGCAUGUGGCAGCCAUUGGAGCAAUAUGUUCAUGUGCUCUGUUCGUUGGCUGCUCGUCCUACGACGUCCAAGACUCAGCUCGAUCUCAAGAUAAGAGAACUACACCUCUACGCCAAGAAGGAAGCACACAACGAACUUCCUGGCGCAAGGACGACCGAUCUUUGGCCUCUUUUCCGAGCGCUGACGAUUCCAAACAUCAUCGUACUGCUAGAGUACGUGUUGUCCGAGUCGAGGAUUAUCCUGAUUUCGUCUCACACCUCUAUGCUGCAACUUGUCAGUCGUGCCAUGCUAGAGUUGAUCUGGCCGUUCAAGUGGGCGGGUGUCUACAUUCCUGUGCUACCGAGUCGGCUAGUACAAGCGCUCGAAGCCCCGUGUCCAUACAUUUGUGGCAUCGAUCGCAGCUAUGAAAAGUGGGAGCUGCCAGAAGAUGACUUUGUGCUUGUCGACCUCGACAAAAACGAGCUGCAGAGCACUGCUCAUCCGCCGGCACUGCCUAAACAGAUACGACGGAAGCUGAUGGCCCUGCUUCAUCUCGCAGCGCCGCAUCACCAUAGUUUUGGCGUCACUCCAGGUCCCCCAGUAUACGCAAUUGAGACAUACCCCUACAAUUCCUUUGCGGCAGACCAUCCGUCGGUGUUCACGGGCAUUGCGCAGUCAACGAAUCUCAGCAAAUUGGUCAGCCUCUCUUCAACGAUGUUUGGACCACAAGCGGCAGCAGACACCAUAAGGCGAGCUCCUAUUCUCAAUGCAUUCUUAGCCAACGGCCCGACGAGGGCGAAGUCCACCGAGCGGCCACGCACUGCGUCCACGGCUAGCCGCCAACCACCUUCACAUCCAGAUUCAACAUCGCCUGUCACAAGUAAUUUUCCGCCAGCACCUCUGACACCUACCUCCCGCAACGACUCAGGCUAUGCACUUCAGACAUCGCUCCGCGAGAAACGAUCAGGCCACUUUGAUUCUCACUCGAAGCGCAAUCCAUCCAUGUCUGGGCUAUCCACUCAAUUUUCGUCAAUGGGCAUGCGCCGGAGAGGUUCGCAGCCUUUCAACGGCAGCACUGCCUCACCAACAAGCCGCCACAACGCAUCACCCUCAACCACUUCGAUCUCGCCAGCAGAUUACUAUCCUUCUCCCUACCAACAACAGAUCCCGCCUACCUCGACGUACGCGCCUUCAACCUAUGCUCAGUCAACUCUUGCCGCCUCCACCAUCAUGCCCCAUCUCCACGUCCAACCUCCGCCCGUCAGCAAUAGCGCCACCACGCAAUGGAUCGAGGGGCACAUGCUGCUUCGCCGACCUGCCACUGAAGGCAUGUCGACCUGUGUUCUCUGCGACGAGAGGCCGAGCCUGGCACUUUCUUUCGUUGUCAAGGCUGCGGCUUUGUUGUGCAUGCUACGGCAGGAUCGGGUGGCAGUGGCUUCAGCUGCGCGUCUCAGAUCACCGUUCCCUGCCCUUCCGCCUUCUACCCAGAUCAGGAAGUAUCUCGUCCCGAUAGCAAAUGCGUCCAUCAAUGGCAGUGGGACUGGAAGCGCCUCUUCCAGACGCCAGGUAUCACAGCAACCACCUGCCUUGAAGGGUAGCAGUAGUCUGGUUGCCAAAUUUGAUCUGCCCGCGUUCACACGCUCUCUCGAGCGCGACCACGGCGAAUACAUCACCAUGCUAGGCAGUACUCAAGGUUUUAUGGAGUUUGUUGGUGAGAGGGAGGUCAGCAAGGACACACUGAGCGAAGACGAUCGCGUGAGGAUUCAGCUCUUCGAUGCUAUCAUCCUGGCCAAGGCGAAGCGAGGCGGCAAAGCACGAUGGGGCAUGUCGCGCGGCCCGAGUCUGGGUUCAGGAUUGAUGUCUUCCGCCAGCAGCGGUGCGAGAGGUGUGUUUGGGAGCAGAAGCGUGAGUAGCAGCGCCACGAAUGGAGCUGGGUACGAUAGUGGGGGUAAUGGCGCGGAUUUGCUCAACGACACAUCCACCCAUCAGUGGCGGCCGGUGGCGGCGCCGGGUUCUAGUAGUGACAAGCCUGACAUCAGUCCUCAGGCGGCUAAGGGGAGGGAGUAUCGACAGAUCAUUAGUCGUGUGCCUGCGACUUUAGAGGAGGCGCUAUUCCCCGGCUCUGCUACGACGUCCUCGAGAAAGAGUGUAGGAAGCAGCAAUCGAGUACCGAGCCUGCCAAAGCUGCCGGAUCCGAGCAAGUGGAGCGUCAAACAUGGGGAGGGAGAGCAACCAACCACGAUCAACACUGUCAGAAACUCGUUCGCGUCAACCGUGGCAACCGACAGAGGACAAGCUGAUCCAGAUGAGCAAGUGCCGCCUGUACCUGUGGUGCCGGCAGAGAGCAGUAGUAGCGCGACCGGUACGUGGGGCAAGUCGGGUCCGCCGCGAAUAUCAGCAUCUCCUGCAACGACAGAAGCAGUGUCGACCGCCAAAGAGAAAGACAAUCACAAACGCGGCAAAUCCUCCGCAACGACUGCUUCGACCAAUACCACAAAAAUGGCCGCGGCCGCAGCUGCUGCUGCAGCAACGUCACUGAGGUCGCCGACUUCAACCACCGCUCCGGCGGGAGAGAUGAGGACGCCAAAGAAGAAGUCUUCGGGUAUGCGGAAGCCGGCGCCUUUGCAACCGACGACUGGGGCAGCAGCGAAGGAGCGGGCGGUCUCUGGGUAUGGGAGCAGCAAUCCGCCAAGGAGUCCGGCGGCUGAGCGCGGGAUGAACGGUUUGGGGAUGCAUAGUCCUGUUGUGGAUCGAUUUGAGUGA